This is a messenger RNA of Saprolegnia parasitica CBS 223.65, 1518 nucleotides long. RefSeq lists its product as hypothetical. The record is from RefSeq and is a predicted model, not a curated record. Lineage: Eukaryota; Oomycota; Saprolegniomycetes; Saprolegniales; Saprolegniaceae. The transcript has 12 exons. Gene Ontology annotation, cellular component: nucleus; cytosol. Bases 1 to 1518 code for a protein of 505 amino acids. Gene Ontology annotation, molecular function: calcium ion binding; protein serine/threonine phosphatase activity.
AUGAGCCAGGUUGAUUCCGUCCGACACAACGCUCACAAUCGUGGGGACGUGCACGGGCAACUCCACGACGUGCUCCAUAUCUUCAAAGAGCAAGGUCCGCCGUCGCCGACCAACUGGUACCUCUUCAACGGCGACUUCGUGGACCGAGGCAACUGCAGCAUUGAAAUCUGCGCGCUGCUUUUUGCCUACCACAUGCUGUACCCGACCGCGGUGCACAUCAAUCGGGGCAACCACGAGGACCCGCAGCUCAACCGUCUCUACAGCUUCCAGCGCGAGGUGAUGACCAAGUACGACCGGCACGUGUAUGGUGCCUUUAACGCCUUCUUUGAACGACUCCCGCUCGCGCACGUCAUCAACGACGCUGUGUUUGUCGUGCACGGUGGGCUACCAGCCGCCGACAUCACGCUGGCCGAGAUCGACGCGAUUCCUCGGCGCGAGUUUCAACUCCACUUUCCCCAAACGUUGUCGCCCGAGCUUCUCAAGCCGCUGAGCACAAUGCGGGACUUGCUGUGGUCUGACCCGUCGCCAACUAAAGGCAGCUCGCCGAGCCGUCGCGGCGCCGGUGUCGUGUUUGGACCCGACGUCACGGCACGUUUUUGUGUCGGAAUGGCCUCAAGGUGCGAUCUGCUUGUGCGUGCCCAUGAACCGGUCCGAGACGGCUUUGACUGGCCGUAUACCAAGGAACAGCUCAGCAGCGGCAACGUGGCUACCAUGGCUGUGCCCCUGGAGGACAAUGGAAACAACGCCGUUUCUUCGUCGACGCUUGUGACGAUUUUCUCGGGCUCCAACUACUGCUACUCCAACAACAAGGGUGCGUACAUGGUGCUACAGUCGUCGCUCGCAUUUCAGCUCCAUACGUUUCAAAUCCCAACCACAGUUGCAAGCGACCCGAUGACAAUGCUUCGGUCGAUCGAGGAUCACAACCGACACAACCUCAUGCAGCUCAUUGGCAACCACAAGAAAGCCUUGUUGGCGGCGUUUGAGGCCAAAGAUUCUCGUCACCUCGGCGUUGUGAGCAUCGAGGACUGGGUCGCAGUUCUCGGAGACGUUUUGCAGCUCGAGCUCGACUGGUCGCGGCUCGCGCCAGUGCUCCUUCCGCCCCGCAGCGUUGUCAAGAACCAAGACAAGGUUGAGUACGCUAUUUUUCUCGAGUCGUACCAGACCAACCAUGCGCAAAACGGCGAUACGGGCGGGCAACUGGAUCUCGACACGUUCUACAUGUACCGAAAGGAGCUGCAAGUGAUCUUUUGCUUCUUCGACAAGGACAACUCGGGCUACAUCACGCUCGACGAGUUCCAGCAAGGCUGCGCGCUCCUCAACGCCCAUGUCGCCGACGAAGAUGCGCAGCUCCACAACAUUGCGACGCUCUUCCAAGAACUCGAUUUGCAAGGCACGGGCAAGAUCAGCAUCAAUGCCUUCCUUGAGGCCUUCCGUAUUACGAACGACCGCGAGAUCCGCAAGUCGUUGUCGUUCUCGCAGCGACAAGAGCAGCAACCCGUGUCCCCUCCCGUCUUGUAG